Dentiscutata erythropus is the source of this 170-nucleotide messenger RNA. NCBI's taxonomy places the organism in Eukaryota, Fungi, Glomeromycota, Glomeromycetes, Diversisporales, Gigasporaceae. The record is from the annotation of a GenBank genome assembly.
AAGGACUUGGGCAAGACCGUCAUCUCUCGCAACAACGUGCAGUACAAGUUAGAAAAACUGCCAAACUAAGUUGUGAAAGCUACAAGAACUGUGAAUCAAGUGGUUUGAAAUUACGAACAUUACAACUAAGCAACAGACUUAUAACAAAUAAACCGGGACGUCUUGUAUAA